AUGGCGGCCGCCCCGUCGCGUCCGUUUGACUAUCUCGAAAGCCUUCCCGGAACUGUCUUCUUCAAGCUCUACCAGCAGCCAUCCACCGCUCUUGCUAUUUUCAGGCGCAUGCUGCCUGACCUGGCAAAAUGCUUCGUGAUGGCCCUUUUAUACCUGAAGGAUCCGCUUCCCGCGGCGGAUCUGGAGAUCUGGGUGAGAUCGGAGAGCUUAAAAGAACGAGAUAAUGCUUUGUCGAUACUAGGAAGGCUGCAUAUCCUGUCCAAUACGACGACCGCUGAUAAUGUCCGGGCGUAUAUGGUCACCAACCCGUUUGCUGCCUCGCUUCGACAAGCCCUUACUGGUGCUGAACAGACACAGUCCUUUGGAGUACUCUCUCGAAUAUCGGACGAGGAGCGUGUUUCCAUCCCCGAUCUCGAUGAAUAUGCGCGCCGACAGUGGGAGGGGGUGUUGGGAUACAUGGUCGGUACGAGUGGUCUAGGCAUCCAACGUGACGCAAACCUGAGCAAAGGGGUGAAACAGCUGCUACAAGCCGGGCAUCUUGUUGAAGUCAGAGACCGCCGUGUUGAGAUUACUCAAGACGGGUUCGCAUUUGUCUUGCAGGAUGUUGGGACGCAAGUCUGGCAUGUUCUGAUUCUCUACGUUGAAAGUGCCGAGGCUAUUGGGAUGGACAGCGUGGAAGUGCUCUCGUUUAUCUUCCUUCUUAGCAGCUUGGAACUCGGCAGGACAUAUGAGAAGAAGCAUUUGACGUCCAACCAGCUUCGCACCCUCACCGAUUUGGCAGACUUUGGCAUCGUUUAUCAGGACUCUCCCGAAGCUAGUCAUUUCUACCCUACUCGCCUUGCAACCACCCUUACCUCGGAUUCGAGUGCACUGAGCAACCCUAUAUCCGGAAAACUCUCCGGUCCUAGCAAUGGUGAUGCCGGUCAACCUGGUUCCGGCUUCAUUAUCAUCGAGACGAAUUAUCGACUCUACGCCUACACAUCUUCACCGUUACAAAUCUCACUCAUAGCACUUUUUACGACACUCAAAUACCGCUUUCCGAACCUCAUCACGGGAAAGAUUACCCGACAGUCUAUUCGUCGAGCGAUCGAAAUGGGUAUCACUGCGGACCAGAUCAUUUCAUACCUUGCUACGCACGCACAUCCGCAGAUGCGGAAACACAAUGUCUCACGGUCCACAUCGAACCAGGCCGGAAUACCACCAUCAGUCCUUCCACCUACAGUUGUUGACCAAAUUCGUCUCUGGCAGCUGGAGCGUGAUCGAGUCAAAGCUACAGCGGGGUUCUUGUUCAAGGACUUUGUCAGCCUUGCCGAGUAUGAGGCACCAUGUCGGUAUGCCGAUGAAAUUGGUGUCCUGAUCUGGAAGUCGGACCGAAAAAGGAUGUUCUUUGUGACCAGACAUGAACAGGUUGCGGCUUUUUUACGGAGUAGGAAAUAA
This is a messenger RNA of Aspergillus calidoustus, 1437 nucleotides long. The record is from the annotation of a GenBank genome assembly. Lineage: Eukaryota; Fungi; Ascomycota; Eurotiomycetes; Eurotiales; Aspergillaceae.